Fopius arisanus is the source of this 1114-nucleotide messenger RNA. RefSeq lists its product as uncharacterized. The record is from RefSeq and is a predicted model, not a curated record. Lineage: Eukaryota; Metazoa; Arthropoda; Insecta; Hymenoptera; Braconidae.
UAAAAACCCGUCGUCAAGUUGAGGAAGUUGUCAACUUGUCAUUUAGUCUCGCGAGUAACAAUUGAGCGAAAUGUUAUUACUCCGGUUGAUAAUAUUGGUGCCACUGGUCCAAGUGGCACCAUUUAUGAUGCCAAGUUUGAGUGAUCUGUGGAAACUGGCAAAGUUUGGCUACCAAGUAGGAAGCAAAAUUAAAGCAGGCUAUGAUGCGUACGAAUCAUUUAUGGACGAUACCAGCGAGAAAAUAGACCAGAUAUUGGCGCAGGUAGCUGAAAUAUCGACCAAAAUUGAUGGUUUCGAAUCGAGAUUGGAUCAGAGAUUGGAUGUCAUAGUGGAAAGUCUCGUUUCCAGAAUUACACUUAUUCAGAAACUUGAUACAACUUUCAUGGAGUUGCACAAGAUUAUUGUAGGCAUUGAUCACAUGUGGGACAACUACCUCAAGUAUUCGAAAGAUCGUAAGAGUUUCAACGCCGAGACCUUGAAAGACUUUAUCCGGACGACGACCGGAGAGCAGGCACUCGGUUUACAGACCUUGCUUAGCCAAAUGCAUCGAUUGAUUGUUCCGCUAAGGACAUCACAUAUCCGUGAUAGUUUGUUUCUUACAAUGUUGAAGAACGAAAGGGAGAAUGAGAUGCUGACCUGCGAUGAAGGAAACUCACAUCAACAAGUAAUUUAUCAAAUUUAUUACACUGUUGCCCUUACUGAAUUACGAGGAUUUAUUAUGGCUGCUUGGUCAUAUGGACUGCGGCCACUCUACGAAAAAGGAAAGUACAAGGCAGAAGUUACCGAAAUUGAGGCAGGAUUCACCAUGAGGACACGAGACUUCUUAUUGGCCACAAAAGAAGCAAUGAAACUAGCUUCGAACGCUAUCCGUCGCUGUGAUCCUAAGGGCGGAUUUAAAAAAGGAAUAAGUUAUGCUGAGUUCGAUGAACUAUUCCAGACAUACGUUGUUAAUGAAGCAGAUAUUAGUGACAAAAAUUCGUGUAGCAAAACCUGCGAGACCCUAGGCCCAAUGACCUAUGAAAGGAAAAUCGAUAGUUAUCGCAACUAUAGGCCUUGUUGGGGUACUGUCACUGAUUGCAGAAAGGGUGGAGGAAAAAUGACAAUUUGUGACACG